GCCCAUCUCGUGUACACUACACUACAACACGCACGUGCAGCCCGCAAAUAUUACGCCAUACGGAAGGUCAAUCUUCUGCUAGACUCUUCUGUCCAUCCCCGCCGCGCCUAGCCAAGUUGAUGCCAGGUCCGGCACAGCAGCCUGAACACAGACCUCCCGUACGGGUCUCAACCUUAGCCAUUAUCAUCCUGUGUAAGCCAAAGCAACGCACUGAUACAAGGCUAGUUCUCCCCGCGCGCUGUUCCUUCGCUUCACGCUGGAGUUGCUGCGUGUGAUGUUACAUGUAGACCCUCUUUGAUGAUUUACGUCGGCCCAGAAUCCUCUUCCCCCCCCUUCGCUCAUCUUGUUAGCAAUUAACACCUGCUUCUUCUGGAACUGUUGGAGGACCGACCCCUGGCCUGCCCUCGGUGGAUUAGGGCAGCGGAGACUGGGAACACUGAGCUUCAAGAGAUCUCGGUCGUGGCUUGGCGAUGAACGCCAAAUUCCUUAUGUAGUGACACUGCCCACUUACAUGAUCAACCAUGUUAACCUUCUGAAAAGGCAUCCAAAUUGUAUAUUCACGGCCGGGCCCUUGAUGAGGUUGAUCCUCGCCCACCUCUCCGAUCAUCAUCAUCAGUCUCAAUUGGGAGGCGCAAAACCACGGUGAUCGACAUCAGAUCUCGGUUGACGGGAGCGGCACCUUCUCCACCCUCACUAAAAAGUCUGGUUACGUGCAUUCGACCACGCGCACACAGAGCAGCAUUCGAUAUAUACUCCUGUUCUCCUCGCUUUCUGGUCCACAUCCCACUACCGGUUCCCGUGCGGCGUUGUCGUGAACCCGUCGUCGUUCCGCCAAGAUGGCUUGGACCUACAACACCACAGAUCCCGAUGCGCCUACCAUAGGCCACCAGAUCACGGGCGUGGCCAUCGCCCUUACCGUUCUCUCCUUCGUCACUGUUUGUCUGCGAACCUACGUCCGAGCCUUUAUUCUCAAGGCUAUCGGGUUCGAUGACUGGGUUAUCAUCAUUACAUGGGUCGCGGCGGCUGGUUUUGCGGUCGUGACAAUCGUUCAGACAAGAUGGGGCUUGGGAUUGGUAGAUAUGGAAGAUUUCCCAUCGCAAAACAUGUACAAUUUCAAUAUCCUUCAAUAUAUCGGCGCCCCUUUUUAUAUCUCGAGCAUUUUCGGCUUCAAGCUCGCCUUGCUCACCUCAUACCUUCGCUUUAUUCCCAAGGGCGGUUACAGGUACCUGACUCUGGGCGUCAUUGUCUCUUGCUUCCUCUUUCAUCUGUCAUUCUUGCUGGUGCAGCUGAAUCUCUGCCAACCCGCCGCAAAACAAUGGGAUUAUAGCAUCCCCGGCAAAUGUCUCAAGGGAGUGCCUUUUUAUACGAGCAUGGCGUCGCUAACGAUCAUUUUCGAUGUUACUGCUAUGCUCCUCCCAUUCCCGGUUCUUCUCAAAUCUCAAAUCCAGACGCGGAAAAAGGUUGUUCUACUCGGAAUGUUCGGACUCGGCCUCUUCAUCACCAUUAUCCAGAUUAUCCGCAUCCAGACGGUCAAGCGCCUCGUAAACCCCAUCGACUCCGCGCCUUUGAUUAUGUGGUCGACAGUUGAAAACAACCUCGGCAUCAUCGUCACAAACGUCCCGACUCUUGCGCCCUUAAUCAAGUACUUCAACGAGAGAUCGCGAGCUGGCAAUACCGGGAGCCGAACCCGUGGAACAGGAUAUCCGAAGGAGGUCGGAUCGCGCUACGCCCUUCAGACGUGGAGGACGGGCAAGAGCAAGGGGUGCGAGAAGUUGGACAGCAUAAACGACAUGGAUCUCGGAAGUAUUGAGGGCAAUACGAGCAAGGACGCCAAUAACAGCACCGAGUUCAUUCUGGAUGGCGGUAUUACGAAGAGGACCGAUGUGGUUAUUUCGCGAGAAUAAACGAUUGGGUUCUUUUCCGCGAACACGCCAACACCAUAAAUCACAAUUUUCUGAGCAGCGAAAACGAUACGACGACGAUUUUUUCAUAUGUUAAUGUUCGAAAAGGUGUAUGUACACGUAUUUGGGGGUUUUUGUAUACCAACGAACGAUGUUCAGGGAAUUUGAUGAGCAUGAAUGUUUGGGAUGAUUAAGGGUGUGCGUUGGAGCAGUUAGUGAUACCAAUUUUCCUUCUUUUUGUCAAGAUAAUCAACAAUAACCAUGCCUAUGAUCCAUCUAUCCAUC
This is a messenger RNA of Neurospora crassa OR74A, 2186 nucleotides long. RefSeq lists its product as hypothetical. The coding region runs from base 837 to 1904 and encodes 355 amino acids. The transcript has 5 exons. The record is from RefSeq and is a predicted model, not a curated record. Lineage: Eukaryota; Fungi; Ascomycota; Sordariomycetes; Sordariales; Sordariaceae.